AUGCGGAUCCUGUUUCUUACAGGCAUUUAUUACAUUGUUACUGCGCUGCCUGAAGUUAGAGAAAAACGUCAAACAAAGUGUCCUAGUGAUGGACAAUUUCUCUGCCCUGAUGGAGUAUGUAUUGAUGAGAUCCAUCUAUGUGAUGGAUAUGGUGAUUGUUGGGAUGAAAUUUUUUUACCUCCAGAACAGAGGACUAACGUGACUUCUGAUGAAACAGCUUCUCUCUGCAUCAACAGAAGAUGCCCGAAGUUUACUUUCCAGUGUGCAUAUGGAGCUUGCAUAGAUCAGGAAAAAAAAUGUGAUGGCUUUCCUGAUUGUUAUGACAAAUCUGAUGAAGAUGAGGAACUUUGUCGCCAACACUUAGAUGUUAAAUACUUAUCUGGAGGUUCCAAUGGAACGUGUGAAGUAUUUAGUUCACCUAAUCUAAUAUUAAACUGUACAAUUGCUGGAUACCCUGUUAGCUGCAAUAUUCCAUCAAACAAAGGCACGAGAAUGGUUAUGAGAUGUAAAAAUGGCUUUCAUAAACAAUUUUACAAUAGUUUCACUGUCGAAACAAUCUGUUUAGAAAAUGGAAACUGGAGCCCUCGGCCUCGUGAUGAUUGUACAGUCUGUGGAAGAAGGUACAGGAUUGGUGACUAUACUCCACUAAUAUCCUAUGCACAGAAUACAAAUUAUCUCGAGUAUCCUUGGCAUGCUGGAUUGUAUGAAAUAGAAGAAAGUAAGACAACGUACUUAUGUGGUGGCAGCAUAAUUCAUCCAAAAGCUAUUUUAACUGCUGCUCAUUGUGUGUAUAAUGAAGUUACCCACACAUUGGCUGAAAAAAAAUAUGUGAUAGCUGUGGGAAAAUAUAAUUCAUCUUGGGAUUAUAAGGACCCUCUUGAGGAGAGACUGCAGGUUAAAAAGGUCCAUGUAACUGAAUACUAUCUAGGACUUAAAAAUAGGUAUGAACAGGAUAUCGCCGUAUUAGAACUUGAUCAUGAAAUUCAGUUUCACACUGCUGUUUCAGCUGUGUGUAUCAAUUGGGAGAAUGAUUUAAACCUUCAUCUGAAACCAUCUGCUCUUGGAACAGUUGUUGGAUGGGGAAACACAGAAAAGAAUGUCACAAGCGAUAUUCUUAGGAUAGCGAAACUAAGAUUUUAUGAUUUUCGUGAAUGUAGAGACAAUGCUGAAAAAGAUUUUGAAACAUUUAUUACUCCUGACAAAAUCUGUGCAGGAUUAGGAAAUGAUACCAUUGUUCAGAAAGGAGAUAGUGGCGGUGGCCUCACUUUUCCAAGGCUCACCGAGAAGAAUAAAGAAGAAAAUUAUAUAUACGGAGUAGUUAGUAUAAAAGAUCAGUCUUCCAACAAAUUGGCUGCGUUUACUAAAGUCACUGAAUAUUUAAAUUGGCUAGAACAAAUUCUCAAUUCAAUAAUUAAUCAAGAUUUAAUAAGACAUAAAAUAUCCAGAGGAAGAGCAUGA
Molecule: messenger RNA, 1458 nt
Organism: Nezara viridula (southern green stink bug)
Lineage: Eukaryota; Metazoa; Arthropoda; Insecta; Hemiptera; Pentatomidae
Source: the annotation of a GenBank genome assembly